AUGGCAGCGCUAAGGUCGCAAAUGGAGACGUUGCUAGCAGUUUGGAACGAUGCUACCACGCCUUUGGACGCACGUGUGCGAGAAGAUGCGCAUCUAUUUCUAUCCGAGUCAGCUAUUGUUUCUUCGACCCGAUUCAAGCGACUAAAAGGGCCUACUUCUAGCCAAAUUGGAGACUUUUGUCGUCCCUGGGAACAUGAUGAUUUUUUAGAGCGAGUGAGCAGCUUUUCCAUUGCUUUGUGGUUUGCAAAACCAGAUAUUGUCAGUGUAUUUGAAUGUGCACGUCAUGGCUGGAGAAAUUCAGCACUGGAUCAAUUGUAUUGUACCUGUUGUAAACAGUUUCUAUGCUUUAACAUCAAUAGCAAAUUAAGCGAAACUGGUGUCCUUAAAGUGGCCAAGACAUUUGCUGAUCAAUUGGUCACAGGGCAUACGCAGCUCUGUCCAUGGCGGGGGAAUCCGUCGCCUGAAGCUUUUACGAUGCUUCCUAUUGCGACGAAACGUCAAGUGUGUGAGAUGUUCAUACGUCAACUAGAGGAAGAAGUAGCACGGAUGCACAAUGAUAUCGAGUUUCAAAAGCAAAUGGAAAGUAUCAAAAUUGAAGAUGCAGUGAUAGCCAAGAUAAUGCAGGAAGCAAAUGGUUCUGGAGAUGGUGCAGCUCUUUUGGAUAUUAUGACGUUGACGUCAAAGUUGGUUGCGAGGAUUUCGAAGCAGAAAGACGUAUCUGUGAACCCGCAAGCGCUUAUGAGUGCUGCAUUCGUGAUCAUGUGUGGGUGGAAAUUUGAUGAGAGAGACGGUACUCAAGCGGAUAUGCUUUACUGUGGUUCCUGUAAUCGACGAUGGCAGAUUCAUCCAGGGACAGUAAGCAAGGGAGGCGUUGAAGAGGGUGAGCCGCCAGCAAAGCGCUUGAAGGUCGAUAUUGACAGGAGUGUCAAUUUGCUCUCACAACAUCGGCACUUUUGUCCGUGGAUAGUGGGGCGAAAGCCUGCUGGUGUGGAUGAUUACGGUAUGCUAGACCCGAAGCUGUGGGAAUUCGUCAAGCUGCCGGGAUGGAAGCAGAAUGCUCAGGCACUAGUUUUGCUAGGGAAUUGGGGAGAUAGAGCCAUUAUAGCCAUCGAUUCAAGUGACGCGAAAGAAAAGAAGGCGAGCGACCCCGAGCAAGCACUAGCGACAAUACAAGCUGUUCUUGGUCUUUAA
Molecule: messenger RNA, 1191 nt
Organism: Peronospora farinosa
Lineage: Eukaryota; Oomycota; Peronosporomycetes; Peronosporales; Peronosporaceae
Source: the annotation of a GenBank genome assembly